AUGACGCAUUGCAGCAUAGUCCGUGUUACUGCUUUGGUGGCCGCUCUGGUGCUUUGGACCCUCUUUUCUCUGCAGCUGCGCUGGCAUGAGCUCGCUGCCCUUACAGCUGCGCUUGGCCUGAUGGAUCCGGGUCCGAUCCGCCUCAAGGUGCUGAUGGUACGUACCAUUGGGGGAAAAGAGGUGGAGUUCACGAAGGAUGACAUCAGAUCUUUGGCGAAAAAGACCAUCGGUAUUCAAACCGCCAACACGUCCCACUGUGCUGCCCGGAAGCCACCGGGGCUUAUUGCCAAGUUAAGGCGAAAUCUGCCGCUGGACCAGUGGCCAGCAGAUGUUGUCUGCUACGCAGGCAUCACACAGCUCCAAAUUGACUUGCAUGUGAUCCUCCUGGUGUGGGAGGAUAAGAUUCCCAAGCUUGAUACGUCGGACCUUCCGCUGAACGUAUCGGUGAUCUUUGCACCGAAGAGCCGGAAGAUCGAUGCUUGGCUAUCGCAUCUGACCGCGACGGCGCUAUCCACCUACGACUAUCUCUGGCUGGCAGAUGGAGAUGUGUCAGUGUCGGCGGCGAACUGGUUUGCCUUUUGGGCAAACAUGCUGUAUUAUAAGCCACAGAUUGCUCAGCCCGCCGUCGUGGCUGAAGAGAAAGCCAAGAUUCAUGUCACAUUUCACCAAAAAGGGAAGGCAGCCCAAGAUCUGGACAUAGUUCAGACACGCGGGAGCGAUCACGUGGUCCUGCAAAUUCCAGGUGACGAGCCGGACGUCUGGGCCAUUGAUCCCAGCUUGGUCGCUGCCGACGUGGGGAUCAUCGAGAUAAUGACGCCGGUGCUCACCCCUACGGCAUGGUUGGCUUUGAGGGAAGAUCUUCUCAGGAACAGCAAGGCCAUGCAUUGGAUUGCGCAAGGCGCCACAUGGUGCGUGGAUGUCAAGUGA
This is a messenger RNA of Symbiodinium necroappetens, 927 nucleotides long. The record is from the annotation of a GenBank genome assembly. NCBI's taxonomy places the organism in Eukaryota, Dinophyceae, Suessiales, Symbiodiniaceae.